AUGGAUGGGUCCCUCACCGAAUGGAAGCACAAUGGAUGGAUCUAUUCAGGGCAAGCCAUCCAACCAGCCCUGGCUCAAUUUCAGCGCCAACAACUUAACCAUGUUGUGCUGAGUCUCCUAAAUCUUAGGCGGGUUCGUGUUAGUGAAGCCAGCUCCUCAUCUGUAGCGACAAAAUCCAAGAACCUCGUCUCAUCCGGCUCCUCUUUUCCUCAUGCACAUCCUCUUGCCGACUGUUCAACGCCGCCACAAACAUCUCAACACGGAUCAAGACGUCUCUGCAUAUACUUCAAUACGCUAUCGCUAUCGUUUCAACGAGAACCACCGUCCGCCGCCGCCGUCGUCGUCAUACGCACCGCCCUCAAGUCUGCCGUCUGCCGUGAACAGGGUCGGGCCCAGUCUAUCAGGCAAAGCCCGCAACCACCACACAUACUCCUACUACAUCUCCUAUCUAGCCCUUCUCCAUCAACACAGAGUGUUUCUCGCAUGAUGACUUCCAUGUCGCCUAUCGCCUUUGAUGCUUCGGGGGCAUCGUCAAAUGGUGGCAGUGUCUCCCCUCAACAGACAGUGACUCCCAAGAACGUCGCAUUCGAAUUGCUGUUCCCCGAUUCCCCCCAAUAUCGUGCGCGCUUGCCAAUGCGAGUGCAAAUAUAUCCCCACGAUACUACCGACUCGAUUGUCACAACCGUUAAGAAUUUCUAUGGUCUGUACUCGGGUCCCAACGGGUCAACAAAGGGUGUCAGUUUUGAGGACAAUGGAGGAAAUACCUUGAUCGCUCGAUAUGAGAACUUCCAAGACCGCAUGGUAGUAUACGUCAGGGUUAUAGAAGAAUCUCCGGCGACAUAUGCUCCCCACCCCUAUCACAAUCCUUCUGUUGCUGCCAGCCAUCCUUACUAUAGCGAUAACGGCUAUCCUGCUCCUCAAGCCUCGCGCUGCGCACAGGAGUUGUCUAGGCCUGGUUCUCCUUCAUCACGGAGGCGAAGCCCCUCUCCCCAUACUGUCCGUGGUCGAAGAAGUGCUUCUACCAGCACAAAUGGAAAGAAGGGUCGCUCACGCUCUUCCAAGACUCGCGCCUCAGCCUCGCGAAGCCACAACGAACUAUAUAGCGACAGCAUUACUGGUUACAGCAGCACUGACGAGCAUGACUCGACCUCUGGAAAGAACAAGGAUCAACUUCCUACUACUGAUAUCAGUGUUGAGAACAUUGUUGAAGGUGGUCGUCGCAAGAGAGCCAAGUUUGAAAGCUCGGAAUUGCCCUUGUUCGCACCACCUCAGAUGCCGGCAGCAACAUCGAACCCUUCCGUGUCUCCCGCUCGCCGUGUUGAACCUCAUCGCCCUGCGGUUCCCUUCAUGCAGCCUCACCAAAAUCCCUUCACGAACCCCCCUCGCCCCAUGCAGUCACCACAGGGCUACAGCAAUGCUAUGACACAUUCAUCCCUUUAUUCAACACCCGGUCGCAACCGAAAUAGUGGCGGAUAUACCAGCAGUGCAAUGGGAAUUAUUCCUACUCCCGACCCCACUGUGGGUAGCUGCGUGUCUGAAGAGGACAAGGAUGUUGCCAUUCAACUGAUGCGACUCGGUGACAUGUCCAAUAUGUCCCAUGGCCGAACCUCCGCGUCUACAGUCGACGAUACAUUCAGUGGUAUAGCCGAUGCUGCUUCCUCCACGGGUGCUACUAGCGACAGCGAGAGUGAAGCAGAGUUGCCUCCUCCUCGUCGCCAGAAGCUUGAUGUUUCCGGUGUCGGAAAGGUCUACCAGACUACCGAGUCUCACUUUAUGCCACCCCCUGAGAGUGUUGAAGUCAGCGGCGACGAUGCUGACUACGAGGACGGGGCUGAUGACUCUCUUCUCUCCAAUGGCAAGGGUAAGCCUGCCAAAACCAUGAAGGCUCCUUCAAAACACAAGAGCUCUUCGUCUGUCUCCAAGACAUCUUCGAACAAGGCCUCCAAGGCCGCACGUCCCGCCAGUGGUACCAAGGGCAAGAAGCUUCCCCCUGUUCCCAGUGGCCCAAUGUCGCCUGCCUCAAUGCCCCCUUCACGAAAGCAGUCAGUGGCAUCCACCGGACAAACUCCCCUUGUUCCUGGUGAAGAUGAUCAGCCCGACCUAUCUACCAAGCCGCGUUGCCAGCGCUGCAGAAAGAGCAAGAAGGGCUGUGAUCGUCAGCGACCUUGCGGCCGUUGUCGCGAUGCUGGUCUGAACGCCGAUCAAUGCAUUAGUGAGGAUGAGGGCAACGGCCGAAAGGGUCGAUACGGUCGUCACAUGGGAGUGCCCAUCAAGAAGGAUGAGGUUCCCGCCGUUGCUCAGCCUGCGCUAUUACCUGCUGCGCCCAUCUCCUCCGCGACAAUGACUCUGGACAAGUCCAAGAAGCGCAAGCGGUAA
Fusarium poae is the source of this 2376-nucleotide messenger RNA. RefSeq lists its product as uncharacterized. The transcript is spliced from 4 exons. The coding region runs from base 1 to 2376 and encodes 791 amino acids. The record is from RefSeq and is a predicted model, not a curated record. Gene Ontology annotation, biological process: regulation of DNA-templated transcription. Gene Ontology annotation, molecular function: DNA-binding transcription factor activity, RNA polymerase II-specific; zinc ion binding. NCBI's taxonomy places the organism in Eukaryota, Fungi, Ascomycota, Sordariomycetes, Hypocreales, Nectriaceae.